This is a messenger RNA of Phanerochaete carnosa HHB-10118-sp, 1059 nucleotides long. RefSeq lists its product as uncharacterized. The coding region runs from base 1 to 1059 and encodes 352 amino acids. NCBI's taxonomy places the organism in Eukaryota, Fungi, Basidiomycota, Agaricomycetes, Polyporales, Phanerochaetaceae. The record is from RefSeq and is a predicted model, not a curated record. The transcript is spliced from 3 exons.
AUGUUUCGUUGGUUUCGUCCGCUAUCUGCUCCAGACGAGAUCUAUGCGUCCAGUCUCCAGACGCUUCAUCUCGGCCACGCCCUCUGGUACCCCGAGCCGCACGAGUCAGGAGAGCCGCAGAUCGGCGACGUGGGGUUCAUCCACGAAGGCGCGUUCAUCAGGCUGUUCAACCUCGACCUCUCCGCUCCCGAGAAGAAGGUCACGUUCUGGGAGCCGCCGUACGAGAUCACCGAGCCCCUGCCUCCGGGCGUACUCAAGAUCGAUCGCAGGCACCGACCACUCGUCCCCGACCAUUACUGUAGUCAUGGAGUGGAGAGCAAGGAAUUGCACGCUUCGGCAAACAUAACGGCCGGUGCAAAUGUGUCCGCAGCGCUUACUGCCAACUACACAUGCAAGGCGGCUCAAGGCGCGAUUCUCGCGCUCAAGAGUGAAGCUCACGCCGAGACCGUGUUCGAAAAUGCGGUCCUGGAGAACUACAUCGCCCGGCAUCACGACGGGUGGUAUGCGUAUGCCAAGGACGUCCUCGGUCACCGAUUCAAGCAGGAAAGCCUUAUCGUAGUCCGCGGCUGGGUCAAGACAGAGGCGGAUUGGGCCGUGGCUGCCUUCAGCAACGCCAGCACAAGUGUCAGCGCUUCGGUCGAAGGCAACGCUGGCGGCGUUGCGGGGGCUGGAAUCGGCGGGUCUCACUCGAGGUCUGUAACGGGUCCACGAGUGCAACGGCAGGGUCGGGACUACCUGGCGGACGCGUCUCGCCCCCGUCCCGCAGAGCCGAUCAGGGACCAAUGCGUCCUGGUGAAACGCUACAUGCUGCGAAAGCGGCUGGUGAUUCUGAAGAAGAUCGUUGCGGGUGCGGACUACCACCGGCUUCCGGGUGCGGGCGACGAGCGAGGUGGAUCGGGAGGGAAAGGAGUCGUGGUGCAGGAGGAAGAGGAUCUUAUCGACGCAAAUAUGCUGGAGUUCAAGGGCGAGGGCGAAGCUCCCGACCUGCUGGAAAUCCUUCUGGACUACAUGCUGGAGGUGUGUCCACCCAAGCCUAGCGAUGUCUGUUCCGCUAAGUGA